CAGGAAGCGGGGGCCGGGGCCCGAGCGCGCUCGCAGAGCAGCAGGGGCUGGAGCCGGCUGCCGGGGCGCGUCCCGAGCCGGGCAUGGCGCCGCCGGAGGAGACCCGAGCGCGGCUGGAGCGGGCCGGCCAGUCCCACCUGCUGCGCUUCUGGGCCGAGCUGGGGCCGGGCGAGCGCGCCGCGCUGCUGGCGGCCCUGGCGCUGCCGGGGGCGGGGGAGCUGGGCGAGCACUGCCGGCGGGCGGCGGAGGCUGGCGCUCGGGAGCCGGGGCCCCUGGAGCGCUCGGGCCGCCGGAUGGAGCCCGUCCCUGCCGAGCUCCUGGGCAGCGUCCGCCGCAGCGAGCCGGCCACGCUGGCACAAUGGGAAGCGGAAGGUUUCCGUCAGAUCUCACAGAACAAAGUGGCAGUGCUGCUCCUGGCUGGAGGGCAAGGAACCCGCCUGGGCGUGGCCUAUCCCAAGGGGAUGUACAGCGUGGGGCUGCCCAGUGGUAAGACCCUGUAUCAGAUCCAGGCAGAAAGAAUCCGCAAACUGGAGCAGCUUGCCAGCAAGAAAUACAGCACCACGUGUACCAUCCCAUGGUACAUCAUGACAAGCGAGUUCACUCUGGGGCCAACAGAGAAGUUCUUCACAGAACACGAUUACUUUAACCUGGAUAAGACCAAUGUGAUCAUGUUUGAACAGAGGAUGCUGCCAGCUGUAACGUUUGAUGGGAAAGCCAUCUUGGAACAGAAGGGGAAAGUUGCCGUGGCACCAGAUGGCAAUGGAGGCUUAUAUCGUGCUCUAGUGGACAACAAGAUCUUGGGUGACAUGAAGCGACGCGAUAUCCAGUAUAUCCAUGUGUACUGUGUGGACAAUAUCCUCGUCAAAAUGGCCGAUCCAGUUUUCAUCGGCUUCUGUGUGUCUAAAGGGGCAGACUGCGGUGCUAAGGUGGUGGAGAAGGCCUAUCCCACAGAGCCUGUUGGGGUAGUGUGCCGUGUGGACGGGGUCUAUCAGGUGGUGGAAUACAGCGAGAUCAGCCUAGAGACAGCACAGAUGCGGAGUCCUGGUGGGCAGUUGGUGUACAGUGCCGGCAAUAUCUGCAAUCACUUCUUCACGCUUGGCUUCCUCGAGACAGUGGCACAGAAAUUUGAGCCUCAGCUGAAGCAGCAUGUAGCCAUAAAGAAGGUGCCCUACGUCGACGAGGAGGGAAAUCUGGUAAAGCCGUUAAAGCCAAACGGGAUAAAGCUGGAGAAGUUUGUGUUUGAUGUGUUCCAGUUCUCUAAGAAUUUUGUUGCAUUUGAAGUUUUGAGGGAAGAGGAGUUCUCCCCAUUAAAAAAUGCAGACACGGCUGACACAGACACUCCGACCACAGCUCGGCGGUCCCUCCUUUCUCAGCAUUACCGCUGGGCUCUGAAGGCUGGAGCCAGAUUCCUGGAUGAAAAUGGCAGCAGGAUACCAGACAAACUCAAUUUGUCAGGAACUGAAGAUCCUCCUGCUGUGUGUGAGAUUUCUCCAUUAGUGUCUUAUUUUGGAGAGGGUCUGGAUGCACACAUGAAGAGCAAAGACUUCUAUUCGCCCUUUAUACUUGAUGAAAGCAAAACAGAAAUGCUAGAAGAUGCUUGAAUGAAGAAAAAAAUAAAAAUCUGGCCAUCAGCUCUAUGCUGGAAACAGACACUGCUAAACCGUUGGCUUUGUUAUUAAUGAUGGAGAUAAUUGAUUGGGUAACAAUUAUGCUGACAAAUAUAUAGACACAUACUCCAAUUCUGUUUGCUAACUUUGAAGGCAGCAUCUUUACAUACUUGUAGGUUCAGGUAUGAAUGAAGUUAUAUUUGUGAUCCCAGUUACUAACCAGAUUUUAUUUUAGAAGAGCCAUUGGGACCAAAUCCAUCUGCUUUGCAGUUUAACGGGUCUAAUUCUCCUCCUCCUACGUCUUAUUCCCACUGACAUUAUUGGGAGUUGUGUGUGAAUAUGAAGAAGCUUAUUCUGAUCCCCAAUUCUGUAAAGUGCUGACCACGCUCAAGUCCCAUUCCACCUUGCAGGAUUUGGGCCCUUUCUCCUGAAUAUCUGGUGGUUGUUUUUUUUAUCUAAUCCUACAAAGAUCCCAAUUCUGCAAUCGUUGCUGAUGAAUGGUGCUCAUUCAGGGAGCCAAAUGCAUAGAAUUGGGGCUUACUUCGUUGGAGCUCUUGGUGUGAAGAAGUGUUUCUUAACAGAAGGGUUGCAGAAUUGGGAAUAAAAGGCUUGCAUGUCCAGGAGUUACCUCACCAACAAAAUAUGAAAGAGAUAUCCAGGUUAGAGGGAUUAUGCUUGGCAAAGUGUGACAUUUAUAGGUUGUGACCUAGUCUUUAAAAAUCAGUAUAAAAAUGUUUUUACAAGAUCCUUCCACUUCUUUUGUGAACUUUUUUUCAUUUUGCUUUAUAGCAUAUCUCUAAUGUUUGGACUUUAUCUAAGUGCCUUAAAACAAUAAUUUGAACAAAUCCAAGUGGUAGAGAAAACUGUUAAAUCCAAAUGGCAAGAACUAUUAUAUUUACUCCCAGUAUAAACUAUGUAAGCAAUAAAACAGCAAUAAUAUGCCUUCACAACCUAGUGGAAGGAUACAUGUCCAGUACUCCUGCCUCCCUUGAAGUGUUGUAUUACUCUUGUUGUCAUAACUUCCUUCUUAAAGUUAUCUUUAAAUAAUGUUUAGUGAGAAGUGCAAGAUUGAGAACCUGGGUUAUUAAUUAACAGAGCAUGUGUAGCAAACUGCACCUCAAUCCUGACCUAGGAGAAGCACCUGUAAGGAUGAGGUGGAAGCGGCUUCUUCUUGGAGUCUUUGGCACUGUUGUGCUUUGUGAUGUGGAAUACCAAUCCAUUGAAAUCUGCACUGACAUUACCAAAGUCAUUUCAUAGUUAUAAAAAUAUACUGAGUAUAUUGACCAAAUACUACAUUUGCAGAUGCAGUUUUACAGGUAUCUUCACAGUCGGAAAUGUUGUCACCCAGAGUCCUUUCCCCCCAGCCCCAAUAACAGCCAUUUUAUAAAGCUAAAGAAGGCAAUUGGGGAUUAUAUUUCAUUUGGAUUCUGAUAUUUCAGCUGCCCCAACCAUGAAAUUGCUGAACUUGUUAUUAAACGUAAACCUUUUUUUAUAAACUAAGAGUUAGUGAUUUUUUUAAACCCCUGCCUCUGAACUGUACCCAGAAUUUUGGUGAAAUAUAAAAAUAGCCUGUAGCAUGAUUGUAAUUUAUGGACUGGGCCCAUAAUUUCUUAAGAAAAUGCAUAUGUGCAAAUCUGGCAGUCUAAAUUUAGAUUCUAUCUGCACAUAUGAGUUGCAAAUGGCCAUUUGCACAUGCAGAUCACUAAUUGCAUCCCUAAUUACUUCAUUAGCAUGUGUAAUUGGUACCUUAAAGAUUGAUUGUAAAUUAAGCACUUGCCUUUGACAGUUUGACAGUCUAUAACCUAAAUUGCAGGAUUUUCCUGAGGUAAUUCGAUUUCAGUCAGUCAAGUUACUGAAUGAUAGCUGAAGACAAAUCACACAGUAUCUCUGUGACUGAUGCUUGUUAAAUCAGGCACGGUUUAUUUUAAACUACACUGUGCUCGAAGGAUACCUUUUUCCUGCAGAGUGCCUCUGCCAAAUGAAUACAUUUUCUUCAGAGCCUGAAGUAUAGUUCAGCCCAACACACUUUCAUCCCAUGAACAUGUAGCUGCUGAUACGGGUUUUUAUACUGUGUUUUCAAAUAGGAGCUGAAUGAGAAUGCUGAAUGUUCUUUUCUUGGCUCCUUGUGUCUUAAACUGGAAUGUUAAAACAGAUUUGAAGGGAACUUCUUAAAUACUAAUUAUGUGCAUCUGUCAUGUAUUGGGUUAAAAUAAUUCUAGCAUUUAUGAUGAAUGACACUUUUUACAAAACAAAGGGAGAUCACUUUUUUAUGUCUCCCAAAGUUUUCUUGACUACAGUUAUAUAAUUAAGAUAUUGCUAUGACUUCUAGUAGGUUUUCAUCUGUAUUUCUUGCAUGUGGGUCAUACUCUGGUAUUUUGUCCCUGGAUAUCAUGAAUGUUGCCACUGCUGCUGUGGAAUACAAGCAUAGUAUUAUUGAUGAUCUGUUUUAAAGAUACCGGCAUCGCGCACUUUCUUCCAAGAUUAUGACAAUAACCCAGAAAUGGAGCACAAUAGACAAAGUUUGACAUUAUGGGGGAUGUAUUUUUGAGCAGAAUGCUUUUUCAUAGGUUCAAUUUUUCAGACUUAUCAGCUCUAAUUUAAAGAAGGAUAACAGGCUAAGUGGGAUGGAGUUAAAUUAGGGUCUAAAAUAGGUGGUGUGCCUCUUGAUAACAUACAGUUGAGCUCUAAAUUCAGUUUCAUAGCUGUUGUUUAUAUAGAAAUUUACACCAAGGUGAUAAGUGGAAUAAUACUUCUACUCUAACAUCACACAUUAGCAAUCACUUUUAAAAGGGGUCCUAUUUAUGGAACAAUCUACAGGAAAAUACUAGUGACUCUUCACAAAUGGCAGAUUGGUGAUGUCUCUGCUGGUUUGCUGGGUUCUAGUAUUUUAAUAAUCCAAAGAGGAUCGUUGUACAUCCUCCCAUUCCCUCCUCCACCCAUCAGGAUGAGUUUUCAAAACAAGCUGAAUUUUUAAACUGCGUGAAUUGAUGAUUUAUUGCCAAAGGAAAAUAAACACCUGGAAACUAUACCAAA
Dermochelys coriacea (leatherback sea turtle) is the source of this 4640-nucleotide messenger RNA. It is a transcript of the gene UAP1L1, whose product is annotated as UDP-N-acetylglucosamine pyrophosphorylase 1 like 1. Bases 84 to 1601 code for a protein of 505 amino acids. Gene Ontology annotation, molecular function: UDP-N-acetylglucosamine diphosphorylase activity. Gene Ontology annotation, biological process: UDP-N-acetylglucosamine biosynthetic process. The transcript has 9 exons. The record is from RefSeq and is a predicted model, not a curated record. NCBI's taxonomy places the organism in Eukaryota, Metazoa, Chordata, Testudines, Dermochelyidae.